Messenger RNA from Centropristis striata (black sea bass), 2785 nucleotides. RefSeq names its product SFT2 domain containing 2b (gene sft2d2b). Lineage: Eukaryota; Metazoa; Chordata; Actinopteri; Perciformes; Serranidae. The transcript is spliced from 8 exons. The coding region runs from base 111 to 599 and encodes 162 amino acids. The record is from RefSeq and is a predicted model, not a curated record. Gene Ontology annotation, biological process: vesicle-mediated transport. Gene Ontology annotation, cellular component: membrane.
CGCACCUGUUGACGAACCUGCUAACAACACCUGGAGCUAAAAACACCUGUGGAGCUUCUGCACAGUCAGAGAGCGGUUUGUGCGGAUUCAAGCGGAGAGAAAAACAGUUAAUGGAUAAAUUAAAGAAGGUGCUGAGCGGUCAGGAUGAUGGAAACAACGACGGUAACGGAAUACUGGAGAGAGCCAAUCAGGCCUCGACGCUGGCCUGGGGGACGAGAAUGAAGGGCUUCGUGAUCUGCUUCGUUUUAGGCGCCUUCUGCUCCAUCCUGGGCAGCUGUCUGCUGUGGAUCCCUGGUUUCGGCCUCGCUGUGUUCGCUGUCCUCUACAGCGUGGGAAACAUCUGCGCUCUGGCCAGCACCAUGUUCCUGAUUGGUCCGUGCCGCCAGCUGAAGACCAUGUGCGCUAAAGAGCGAGGGUUCGCCACCGCCAUCAUGCUGGUGUGUCUGGUGUUGACGCUUUGUGCUGCAUUCUGGUGGAAAAAUAAUGGCCUCGCUCUGCUCUUCUGCAUCCUCCAGUUUUUGGCGUUCACCUGGUACGGCCUUUCAUACAUCCCCUUUGCCAGGGAUGGUGUCAUUAAAUUAUGUUCGAUGUGUAUCUGAGUGACGGCCUGUCCAACAAAUCAGGACGCAGAACACAGUGCGACGCUUUACCAAUCAGAUUGAAGACUUCAAAUCAGCUGAGCUGUUCCCAUGGAGACCAGUUAGGUUAUCAUGUUAGCAAGUUUCCUGUUACCUGCCAACACUGAUCUGAGGACUUUAUAUUUAUAUUUUUAUAUUUUAAUGCAGCUGCUCAAUUUAUGUUCAGUCGACCACAUUAUUUUAAUUUUUAUUUAAAAUGAAUGAUUCUAUAUUAAUAAUAAUUCUAAUUGAAGGCUUAAAUUCAACAACAAACCAGGUUUAUUUUAAUUGGAAAGAUUUCAAACAAGCAUAAAACAUCAAGAAAAUAUCUUCAAUAAUGAAUUAUUUAAUUUAUUCAGAAAUCAAAAAUCAGAAUGUUGAAUCUCACUCAUACAUUUUUUUUGACAGGUUAAUAAUUUAGGAAAAAUAUAAACAGCAACAUAUAAAAAAAACAAUGCUUUUUUAAUAUGUUGCUAUUUUUAAUUUUUUUUAGCUUCUACUUUUAAUGUUCAGAUAAUUCAAUGCAGUAUUUAUACACUGUAUUUUUACUGCUGUUUGUGUAUAUCUGCUUCGUAUUUACUGGAUUUAUAGUUUUUCACAAUCAUGACUCAUCAGCUGUGAAUUUUAUUUCUCACCACUUCUGAAUGUUACUCUUCAGCAAUAUUCAAAGGAAAAAGUGAAAUAUACAGAAGAAAAUAUAAAGUGUUUGUUUUUUAACCAAAUGAAGAAACGAUGGUCGUAACCUUUUUAUUUCUAGAAAAUCUUUCAAAUUUAGGUUACAGAGGAAAACAGAUAUAAAAUAUCACGCUGAGUGACUUAAAAAAAACAUUCAAAGAGCUUUUAAUUUAAACAAUAUAAACACAAAUUCAGACUAAAAUAAAAUAAAUAAGUUUGUUUCAGAAACCAAACUGAAUGUUUCACAGAUUAUUGCGAUACUGACCUUAUUUGGGCAGAAUUUAUCUUUAUAGGUCUUAAGUUGAAAUCAUACCAAAGGUUUCAAAGUGUCUGUGCAUUUACAGUAAAUUAUCAGCAAACUUCCAGAAAAUUUUCAGGACAUUGUUGACAAAUUCCAAGUAAAUUUAUGGCAAUUCUUCAGUAAAUUUUCUUCAUUUUUCCAGCAAUUUUUUUGGACAAAUUUCCAUGAAAAUGUUAUUGAUAACUAAUGACAUAUCUAUAUAUUGAAGUUUUUGGUAAAUCUACUGUAAAUUCUGAAUACAUUUUCUGGCAAGUAUUUUGUAAAUUUUCAGUAGUUCUACGGUACAUUUCCAGUAAAUUUCUAAAGGCAUACUUUUACUUUGGUUAAAAGUAUGCUGCAGGUCUAUAUAUUUCCAGUCAUUUUUUUGCAAGCCAAUUUCCAGGAUUAUUUCUGGUAAAUUUCUAGUAAAUUUCAAAUAAACUUUUUGUAAGUUAAAUUUCUUGUAAAGGGAAGUUUGUAAAGAGUACCUCAAGGUUUAAAGGCUCUGUCAAUUUCAGGAAAUUUCAGGGAUUUAUUUAAAUGUUUUCACACUUAUGUUCAGUAGUUUUCCAAAAGAAGUUCAGCUCAGAUCUUUUGGAAAUGUGUUUUUUGUCAAUUUUUUUUUUGAUGAUUUCAAUUUAAAAACUGUACCUUUUUUAAAAGUGAACAUGUAUAUUUGGGGAAAGUACAAAAAAAAAAGGUCAGACGACAGGUACAUUCCAGAUAAAUGUUUCAAUUUAAUUGUGGAAAUAAUUUUCACAUUUGUCUUAACAAUUACAACAUAAUUGUGAACUUAUUAAUAGGAAGAGGAAGUCUGUGGAGAGGAAAAGUCUUUUAUUUUGAAGGAGGACUUUUGUUUGUCGUGUGUUUAUGAUGGCUUAGUAAACAACUGUCCUUUAACCACUUAAACCAGUUCCAGAAACAUUUCACUGUUGGCCUUUUCUGCUAUGUAACUUUAUAAAUGUUUGAUUUUAUUUCUUUCGAACAAAUGUAAUAAAUAUUUAAGUGUUUGAAAAAAAACAAAGAUGUAAAGUGUGUGUGUGUGUGUCUGUGUGUCUGUGUCUGUGUGUGUAUGUAUGUGCUGUUUACCUGUCCAUCCUCUUUAUGCCUGUUAAGUCUGUAAAGCCUGUAAUCUCCGGUAGCUGAUUAAAACACACACACACACAGCAUGCAGGUGUCAUGUGUCGCCGUGUGUUUCCAGAUGUUGACCCGU